UGCAAUUCGCGCCGGCAACCUUGCACAACAAAGAUGGCGGAUGGAACCACAUGUUCAUUCGCAGGACUGGGACUAAACAAAUGGCUUGUGUCUCAGUGUGUGGCUAUGGGAAUAAAAAAGCCAACAGAAAUUCAACUAAACUGUGUGCCCCCUAUACUACAAGGUCGGGAUUGUAUCGGUUGCGCCAAGACAGGCAGUGGCAAGACUGCUGCGUUCGCUCUACCGAUUCUUCAGAAGUUGUGUGAUGACCCUUAUGGUAUUUUCGCUGUUGUCCUUACUCCAACUAGGGAACUUGCAUUCCAAAUUGCCGAUCAGUUCAAAGUUCUAGGCCGGCCCAUUGGCCUUAAGGAGGCUGUUAUAGUUGGCGGCUUGGACAUGAUGAAGCAAGCACUAUCCCUUGCAAAUAAACCUCAUGUAGUCAUAGCAACCCCUGGACGACUGGCUGACCAUAUAAAAAGUACAGACACCCUGAACUUGAAAAAGAUCCAGUUCUUAGUUCUUGAUGAGGCUGACAGGCUCCUUGAUCCUUCCUUUGGUGAUGACCUCAAAGUGAUUUUUGAUGCAGUGCCAGAAAAACGUCAGACUUUGCUGUUUAGUGCUACCCUAACAGAUACCAUGGGGGAAUUACAGAAGAUGUCUGGCUCACAGCCAUUCUCCUACGAAGUCCAAUCUGAUAUUGCCACAGUAGCUGAACUCGACCAAAGAUACCUCCUGACUCCUGCCCACGUAAGAGACUGCUACCUUGUUCACCUAUUGAGGGAGAACGAUGACAAUCAAUCUGUUAUUGUGUUCACACACACCUGCAAGAACUGCCAAGUCCUUGUAUCUAUGUUCCAUAAGCUCGGGCUCACAUGUGUUGGCCUUCAUUCUCUCCUUUCUCAAGGCGAGCGUCUUGCAGCUCUCGCUAGAUUCAAGUCUGGGACAAUCAAGAUACUAGUGGCUACAGAUGUCGCUAGUAGAGGAUUAGAUAUUCCCCAGGUGGAGCUUGUUGUCAACAGUAACAUACCAGCAGACCCUAAGGAUUACAUUCAUCGUGUUGGUCGGACCGCAAGGGCGGGUAGGGGGGGUAUGGCCAUUUCCAUGGUAACCCAAUAUGAUAUUGAUCGGGUCAAGAAAAUUGAAGAGAAAAUCAAUACUAAAUUGACCGAGUAUACAACAUCUGAAAAGGAAGUGCUGACAUUACUGAAAGCUGUACUAGUAGCAAGAAGGGAGGCAGAGUUGAGGGUCAGAGAUAGUGACAUCCUGGAAAAAAGGAAAGUGAACAAAAGAAAGAAGAAUAUUUUGGAAGGAAAGGAGCCUGAAAGUUCAGGUCACAAGAAAAGAAGAAAGAAAGUUAGUUCUUAGCAUGAAUAAGAUUAUAAGUGCAUAUAGCCAGUUGACAUGCAUGUGGUAGCUUCCAGAUCUGAAGUAAUGUUUGCCUGAGUGAGAAAGGUUAUUAGCAGAGAUAAUAUUUAAGUUAAAUAACUUAAUGUUAUUAACUUAUUUGUACUUGUUUGAACAACUAUUGCAUGUAGUUGCCAUAAGACUUAAAUCUGGGUUCCUUUAGUGCUGUGGUGUAUGGGGUGUUAGAAAUAUGGCAUGAGGGGAUGGGUUUGGGGUAUUGGCCUUUUUUGGGACGAUAUUGCAGUAAAAGAGAGCAAAAAACAUGUGGUAUUUCAAAACACUGCAAAAUGCAAGAUUUUCAAGCUUUUCAAACAGUGGUAUUGCAAUAAAAAAAUAAAAUUGUGGUGUUAAUUA
Molecule: messenger RNA, 1737 nt
Organism: Nematostella vectensis (starlet sea anemone)
Lineage: Eukaryota; Metazoa; Cnidaria; Anthozoa; Actiniaria; Edwardsiidae
Product: probable ATP-dependent RNA helicase DDX49
Exons: 3
Coding region: 34-1344 (436 amino acids)
Molecular function (GO): nucleic acid binding; ATP binding; RNA helicase activity
Source: RefSeq, a predicted model, not a curated record